Molecule: messenger RNA, 1298 nt
Organism: Spodoptera exigua (beet armyworm)
Lineage: Eukaryota; Metazoa; Arthropoda; Insecta; Lepidoptera; Noctuidae
Source: the annotation of a GenBank genome assembly
UUUGAUUUUGACAUUUUUGAAAAUGACAAUAUUGAAUUUUGACACAAAUAGGAGCUGGCUAUUUUUCGAUUGUUCGUCUGAUUGUUUUUUAUCCUCAAUCAGUUACUUAUUUUGAUUAAUUUAUGUGUAUUGCUUGCUAACUGUAGUGAAUGUAAUUUGGUACUAUUAAGAUUUGUACAGAAAGCCUACUUAAUCAUGUCGAGUGCCGACAGAAUUGAUUUUGAAAUGGAAGUAGAGGUGGAAAGUGCUUCAUCAGGGCCGGCUGUGGAUCCUCCUAACCCCACAUCUCCAGCUCCUGCAGCACCAGGUUGCACAAAGAGCGUCGUAGUUACAACGGCCACUUCAGGAUCUGUAACAGUAUCAUUGCAUCCUCUCGUUAUAAUGAAUGUGUCUGAACAUUGGACGAGACUGCGGGCACAAGAAGGGUCUCCACAAAUAGUAAUUGGAGCACUGAUUGGCAAGCAAAAAGGCAGAAACAUAGAAGUAAUGAAUUCAUUUGAAUUAAUGUUCAGUGUUAUUGAGGGUGAUAUCUUAAUUGAUCGAGAUUAUUACAAUUUAAAGGAGGAACAAUUCAAACAAGUAUUCUCUGAUAUGGACUUCUUGGGCUGGUAUACAACAGGAGACGCUCCAACCGACAAGGACAUAGCUAUCCACCGUCAGAUCUGUGAAAUCAAUGAGUGUCCAGUUAUGCUCAUGCUCAACCCAGCGGGAAGAAAUGGAGAUCAACUGCCUGUGGUAUUGUAUGAAUCUGUAAUAGAUGUGGUAAAUGGCAGAGCCACAAUGUUGCUGGCACCUCUCACAUACACAUUGGCAGCUGAAGAGGCAGAGAGAAUUGGUGUAGAUCAUGUAGCUCGAGUCUCUUCUGGUGAAGCUGCUCUUAACAGUUUAGUGGCUGAGCACCUAACAGCGCAGCGCUCCGCUAUAAAGAUGUUAGUGUCUCGAGUGCGUGCCGUGCUAGCGACGGUGCGUGCGAUCCGUGAUGGCACGCUGCCACCGCGGCCUGCAUUGCUGCGGGAAGCCCGCGCACUUUCCAACCGACUGCCUCUUCUCACUUCACAACAGUUCCGCACACACUUCUAUAAUCAAUGUAAUGACGUCGCUCUCAUGACUUACCUGGGCACAAUAACAAAGGGCUGCAAUGCAAUCAACCAGCUAGUGAACAGAUUCAACGUACUCUACGAUAGACAGGGCAUGGGGCGCCGCAUGAGAGGGCUGUUCUUUUAGGGUGAUAAUUACUAUUAAAUACUUUUGUACAGUUACUAGAAUAUUAUAGAGUGUGUGGAAAAAAUGCAUUUAUC